AUGUUAAGAAGAGUUAGUGAAAGAUCUAUCAAGAGAUUGUCUUCUGCUAGAUUAGUAGCACCUUCAGUUUCUCCUAUUUCAUAUUCCACCAAAGCUACCGUGAUUCAAUUAUUGAACAAUAUUGGUUCGAAGCGUGAAGUUGAACAAUAUCUUAAGUAUUUCACCUCGGUUUCCCAGCAACAAUUCGCCGUCAUUAAGGUUGGUGGUGCCAUUAUUACUCAACAAUUGAACGAAUUAGCGUCCUGUUUAGCAUUUUUAUACCAUGUGGGAUUAUAUCCUAUUGUCCUCCACGGAACUGGUCCCCAAAUCAACGAACUUUUGGAAAAUGAAGGGGUUGAACCAGAAUAUAUCGAUGGGAUUAGAAUCACCAACCCAAAGACCAUGGAAGUUGUCCGUAAAUGUUUCCUUGAACAAAACUUAAGACUUGUCACCGCCUUGGAAAAAAUCGGGGUUCACGCCAGACCCAUCACUACUGGUGUAUUUGGUGCUGAUUAUUUGGACAAGGAUAAAUAUCAAUUGGUUGGUAAAAUUACUUCCGUGGACAAAUCUUCGGUUGAAGCUGCCAUUAACGCUGGUUACUUACCAAUUUUAACCUCCUUGGCUGAAACUCCAUCGGGUCAAUUAUUAAAUGUCAAUGCUGAUGUUGCUGCAGGUGAAUUAGCUAGAGAAUUCGAACCUUUGAAGAUUGUUUACUUGAAUGAAAAAGGGGGUAUUAUAAACGGUAACACUGGUGAAAAAGUCAGUGUUAUUAACUUGGAUGAAGAAUAUGAAGAUUUAUUAAAAGAAUCUUGGGUUAAAUAUGGUACCAAGUUGAAAAUCAAGGAGAUUCACGAUUUAUUACAACAUUUGCCAAGAUCUUCCUCCGUUGCCAUCAUUGACGUUGAUGAUUUGCAAAAGGAAUUAUUCACUGAUUCUGGUGCUGGUACUUUAAUUAGAAGAGGUUAUAAAUUAAUCAACCGUAACUCUUUGCAAGAAUUCGGCAACCCUGAUCUUUUAAGAGCUGCAUUAUUGAGGGAUCCUGAAAUCAAAUCUGGAAAGUUCUCCGUUGCUUCAUACUUAAAACAUUUGGAAACUGUCAAUUUUAAAAGCUAUGGUGAUGAACCAUUAGAAGUAUUGGCCAUCGUCUUGGAAAACAACAAUGUUCCUAAAUUAGAUAAAUUUUUGUCUUCCAAGACCGGUUGGUUAAACAAUGUCACUGAUAAUAUUUUCAACGCUAUUAAAAAAGAUUUCAAAUCUUUAUGUUGGAUAGUCAAUGAAAAUGAUUCAAACUUGGCAUGGUACUUCUCCAAAGCUGAUGGUUCAUUUACCAAGAAGGGUGAAAUCUUAUUUUGGUAUGGAUUAAACACCGAAGAAGUUAGUGAAUUAAUUAAGCAAUUUGACAGCUCUACUAUUGGAUCUUCCUUGUCUUCUGCCAAGGAAUCUGGUGUUUUCAACUCUUCUCAGCAAAAGAGAGGUUUCCACACUGCCAGAAGAUUUUUAUCUACUAAUCCACCAUUGCGCGAAGGUACCAACACUGAAAAGCGUAAGGUCGCCUUGAUUGGUGCCAGGGGUUAUACUGGUCAAAAUUUGAUUAAAUUAAUUGAUAACCAUCCAUAUUUGGAAAUUUCUCAUGUUUCUUCUCGUGAAUUACAAGGUCAAAAAUUACAAGGCUACAACAAGGGUAACAUUAUUUAUUCAAAUUUACAAGUUGAAGAUAUUAAGAAGUUAGAAGAAAAUGGAGAUGUCGAUGUUUGGGUCAUGGCUUUACCUAAUGGUGUUUGUAAACCAUUUGUUGAUGCAAUUGAUCAAGUUAAAAAUGGUCAUUCAAAAAUCAUUGAUUUAUCAGCUGAUUAUAGAUUUGAUACUACUGGUAAAUGGGUAUACGGUUUACCUGAAUUAAAUGAUCGUAACGUUAUUUCUCAAGCCAAGAAAAUCUCCAAUCCAGGAUGUUACGCUACUGCUGCUCAACUUGCGAUUGCUCCUUUAAAGAAGUACAUUAAUGGUACUCCAAGUUUAUUUGGUGUUUCUGGUUAUUCUGGAGCUGGUACUAAACCAUCCCCUAAGAACGAUGUUAAGUUAUUAAACAACAACUUGAUUCCUUAUUCAUUAACUGACCACGUCCAUGAGCGUGAAAUCAGUAGUCAAUUAGGCUUCAAAGUGGCAUUUAUGCCUCAUGUUGCUCAAUGGUUCCAAGGUAUCUCCCAUACCAUAAACAUUCCAAUCAACAAAGGAUGUUUAUCAUCCCGUGAAAUCAGAAAUAUUUACCAAGAAUUUUACGGCAAUGAAGAUUUAAUAACUAUCAGCGGUGAAGCUCCAUUAGUUAAAGAUAUUAGUGGCAAACACGGGGUUGUUUUGGGUGGAUUCGCCGUUAACUCUAAUGAAGAUAGAGUCGUUAUUGUUGCUACCAUUGACAAUUUAUUAAAGGGGGCUGCUACUCAAUGUUUACAAAAUAUUAAUUUAUCACAAGGUUAUGGGGAAUAUGAAGGUAUACCAAUUGAUGUAGUCAUCAGGGGUUAA
This is a messenger RNA of Spathaspora passalidarum NRRL Y-27907, 2496 nucleotides long. RefSeq names its product bifunctional acetylglutamate kinase/N-acetyl-gamma-glutamyl-phosphate reductase (gene ARG5,6). NCBI's taxonomy places the organism in Eukaryota, Fungi, Ascomycota, Pichiomycetes, Serinales, Debaryomycetaceae. The transcript is spliced from 2 exons. Gene Ontology annotation, molecular function: NAD binding; acetylglutamate kinase activity; NADP+ binding. Gene Ontology annotation, cellular component: mitochondrion; cytoplasm; mitochondrial matrix. Bases 1 to 2496 code for a protein of 831 amino acids. Gene Ontology annotation, biological process: L-arginine biosynthetic process. The record is from RefSeq and is a predicted model, not a curated record.